AUGGCAAAUUCACUUCUUUACAUUGCAAUAGAUUUUGGGACAUCAUACAGUGGAUAUGCCUUUAGUUUUGCUAAAGACGUGAAAGAUACUGUUAGGGUGUCUUUGUGGACUACAGAAAAUGGUGAAAAAACCUCAAAAACCCCCACUUGCAUUUUGUUUGAUGAAGAAAAGAAGUUUCUGAAAUUUGGUUAUGAAGCCAUGUUGACAUACACACGGUCAACUACAAAAACACAGGCAAAAAAAGAGUUUCUAUUUGAACACUUCAAAAUGGUGCUCUAUGAUAAAGAAGUUAAUAGGAAUUUGAUGAUAACUGCAAAAAAUGGAGAACAGAUGAAAGCAAUGACCGUUUUUUCUGAGAGUCUGCAGUACUUAAAGGAUCAUGCACUUAAAAGGAUCGAAAUGAACACGUCAGAAAAGAGGUUCAUUGCAUCUGAUAUUACAUGGAUUUUGACUGUUCCUGCUAUCUGGCAUGCUGCAGCUAAACAGUUUAUGAGAGAAGCAGCUAUUGAGGCAGGUCUUGUGACAGAGUCUGAGCCUGAGCGGCUCAUCUUUGCCUUGGAGCCCGAGGCUGCAUCGGUUUACUGUAUGCAACUACCAAAGGAUGGCUUCAUAGCUGAGGAUUUCAGUACAGAUAGACUGAAACAGAGUCCUGGAACCCAGUACAUGGUUGUGGAUUGUGGAGGUGGUACUAUUGAUAUAACCGUACACGAGGUGGUGGAGGAAGGCCAUCUGAAGGAACUGCAUGCUGCAUCUGGGAAUGACAUGGGUGGACAGAGAGUAGAUGGGAAUGUCAUCUCAUUUCUAAAAGAUAUAUUCUCUGAGAAAAUAUUUGAUGAAUUUGAGCGAGAACACCCCACUGAACUACUCAAAUUGAAGUGUGAAAUUGCUAAUUUAAAAUCUUAUGACACAGAUGUGACAAUUUGGUGCCCAUUAAACUUGAAAGAAAUUGCCAAUAAAAGACACGGAAAGAGCAUGGAAAGUUACUUUAAAGGUGUUUGUGGAGCAAAAUGGGAAGAUGGUUCAAUCAUGAUUGAAGAACAACAAUUGAGAAGGUUUUUUGAUAGCAGUCUCAGGGCGAUUGAAACCAGCAUUAAACAUAUUGUGAAAAACACACAGCUGAACAUUGAGUACAUGCUGUUAGUUGGAGGAUAUUCUCAAAGUCCAACUCUGCUACAAUUUAUGCGCAAGCACUUUGGCUCUAAACACAAAAUUCUCUGCCCCGAUGCACCCCAGGUAGCAAUAUUAAAGGGAGCAAUCGCAUAUGGCAAGAAACCUACAGUGGUGAAAUCCCGCAUCUGUACUCUUACAUAUGGCUUUGAUACAUGUACACCCUUUAAUGAAUCAAUUCACAAAGGCAAGAGUAAAUACGUAAACAGCCUAGGAAAGGAGUACUGUGACGUUAUCUUUGAAAAGCUUAUUAGCAAAGGAGAGUCAGUCCUCUGCAAUGAGCUCAAAGUAUUCACCCGUUGGCCAGUUAAACCCAAACAAACGUCGAUGAAGUUCGGAUUUUACAGCACUACAAGACAAAAUGUCAUGUAUGUGGAUGAGUGGGGAGUGGAAUGUAUCGGAUCUCUCAUGGUUGGUAUGCCAAAUACUGACAAAGACAUGAGUCGUGAGGUCAGGUUAGAAGUACAGUUUGGCUCUACUGAAAUGAAGGCAACUGCAUCUGAUAUGGAAUCAGCUGAAACUAAAUCGGUUCAAUUUGACUUCAUGAGCAAGUAG
This is a messenger RNA of Sinocyclocheilus grahami, 1722 nucleotides long. RefSeq names its product heat shock 70 kDa protein 12A-like. The transcript is spliced from 4 exons. Gene Ontology annotation, molecular function: ATP binding; ATP-dependent protein folding chaperone. Bases 1 to 1722 code for a protein of 573 amino acids. NCBI's taxonomy places the organism in Eukaryota, Metazoa, Chordata, Actinopteri, Cypriniformes, Cyprinidae. The record is from RefSeq and is a predicted model, not a curated record.